AUGUCAAGUGGUGUAUUUGUAAUUGUUUGUGUAAUUGUUUCUCUUUUGACAACUGUUCAACUGUUCAGCGACGAUGCCGACUUCGGACCAAACAUAGAUUUUUCUGAGCUGGCAAAGGAAGCUGAAACUAAUAAGAACGACAUACUGGGGUUUUUAGAUCAAGACAAAACUCGUGAAAAGUACAAGGAAUUGUAUAGAACAUUGCUGAACAACUUAAUGAGUAGAAAUAGAAAAGCAUCGACAAGGAGGAUUGUGUCUGGCCGGAACACAUCGAUUGCUGCCGUGCCCUGGCAGGUGUCGCUGCGGGAGAGGACCUAUCCAAUAUGUGGCGGUUCCAUCAUCACCGACGUCUGGUUGGUCACAGCAGCCCACUGCUUAAUCAAGUCGCGGGCGAACGAGCUGAGCGUGCGGCUGGGCACCUCGUGGAAGACGCACGGCGGCGAAAUGUACGACGUGAUGGAGAGCCACGUCCACCCGCGGUAUGCGGGCAAGGCGAAGAGCAACGACGUGGGGCUGGUGAGGCUGUACGCGCCGCUGCGGUUCUCCGCGGCGGUGAUGCCGAUAGCGGUCAUCUCGAAGGCGGCGAGACUGCCCGCUAACAAGCCGGCCAUCGUCUCCGGGUGGGGCAAGCUGCGGGAGGGUGGCCCCAGCGCGUCAUAUCUACAGUCGUCGACCAUAUUAACAAUCGCCAUGAAGCUCUGUCGAAGAUCGGGGCUUGACAAAAGGUCUAUUGAUCCAGCUUCUAUGUUCUGCGCUGGCUCUUUCAGCCAACCAUCGCCAGAUGCAUGCCAGGGUGACAGUGGGGGCCCGAUUGUGCAAGACGGCGUCCUAAUAGGGGUGGUGUCGUGGGGCCUAGGCUGCGCCCGGGGCAACUUCCCCGGCGUGUACACACGCCUCUCCAACCCCGCCAUAUGGGACUGGCUGCACAAACAAGUCAAAAACACAUCGCACUACAGGACC
Messenger RNA from Iphiclides podalirius (scarce swallowtail), 960 nucleotides. NCBI's taxonomy places the organism in Eukaryota, Metazoa, Arthropoda, Insecta, Lepidoptera, Papilionidae. The record is from the annotation of a GenBank genome assembly.